Messenger RNA from Aspergillus puulaauensis, 1521 nucleotides. RefSeq names its product aldehyde dehydrogenase family protein. NCBI's taxonomy places the organism in Eukaryota, Fungi, Ascomycota, Eurotiomycetes, Eurotiales, Aspergillaceae. Gene Ontology annotation, molecular function: aldehyde dehydrogenase (NAD+) activity. The transcript is spliced from 3 exons. The record is from RefSeq and is a predicted model, not a curated record. Bases 1 to 1521 code for a protein of 506 amino acids.
AUGGCACCAAACGCACUAGACGGACCGUUGAACGACAAGCCUUUUCACAUCGAGACGAGAUUAUUCAUCAAUGGAAAGUUUGUCGAAUCCUCAGAUAAACAGGUGUUCACGCUCCGCGCUCCUUCGACGCAUAAACCAGUUGCUGAAGUUUACGAAGCAAGUAUCGAGGACACCAACCGAGCGGUUGCUGCGGCAAAAGCGGCACAGCCGGCAUGGGCGAAGCUGUCCCCAACGAAACGUGGAGAGCCCAUGAAGAAGCUCGCCGCGCUGAUCCGCGAGCACCACGCCGAGCUUGCCUAUCUAGAAGCGGUGUCGAUGGGGCGACCAUUGCGCAGCUACCUUGACAGCAUGAUGGCUGCGGAAAGGUUCGAAGCAUAUGCCGGGGUUGCUAUUACUGCCAGGGGCGCUUCGAGUCUGAACACCCCUGGAUUCGUGAAUAUGACUCUGAGACAACCUUUCGGUGUAGUCGCAGCAAUCAUCCCAUGGAAUGUUCCUCUAGUCGCAUUCUCGGGAAAGGUUGCCCCUGCCCUAGCUGCGGGCAACACUGUUGUGCUUAAGAGCAGUGAAAAGGCUCCAUUAACGGUGGGUAUCUCUACUUGCUGGGUUGCCAAAGCUUUUAUCGCUAAUCAACAAGAACAGUCCCUCAAAGUAGCUCAGCUUGCCUGCGAAGCUGGCUUUCCACCUGGGGUGCUCAAUGUACUUUCCGGCCAUGGGCCAAUCAGUGGGGCGACGUUGGCUUCGCACAUGGACGUGCGUGCUAUCUCGUUCACUGGCUCUACCAGGACGGGAAGGGCAAUCCAAACAGCGGCAGCACAGUCCAAUAUGAAGAAUGUGAUCCUCGAGCUGGGUGGGAAGUCACCCGCCGUCAUUUUCGACGAUGCUGAUCUGGACGUGGCGGUUCCCUUAACUGCACGCAGCAUCCAAUGGAACAGUGGCCAGGUUUGUAUGGCAAAUUCACGCAUCUACGUGCAGGAUACCAUUGCAGCCAGGUUCAUCCCUCUGUUCAAGCAAAGCUUUGGCGCUGUUCAGCAAGGAAGCCCCCUGGAUCCGGCAACAGAGCAUGGGCCAGUUGCGGAUGAUCUCCAGUUCCGUACUGUCUCGCAAUACAUUGCAGCCGGCAAUGAGUCCGGGAAGCUAUCUCUUGGUGGAACUGCCAAGGACGGAUUUAUAGAACCAACCGUGUUCGAGGAGACGCAAGAAGAUGCGAAGAUUAUGAAGGAGGAGGUUUUUGGCCCUGUGGUAAAUAUCAAUAUUUUUCAUACCGAGGAGGAGGCACUCGCCAAGGCCAACGAUACUAUGUACGGCCUGUAUGCCGCUGUUUUCACCAAAGAUGUGAAUCGAGCUAUGCGUUUCGCCAAGGGCCUCGAAGCAGGGACUGUCGGGGUCAAUUGCACGUCUCCAGUAACCGCCCACGACUUAUCAUUCGGGGGAUGGAAGGCAAGUGGCAUAGGACGUGAGGGACUGCUGGACAGCAUCAACGCUUUUCUUGAGACAAAGAGCGUUUUGUUUAAGAUAGAAUAG